CCAAUAAAAACACUAUGCAGUAGUUUCAUCUUUUCAAUUUUAUCGUAGUUCAUAUUAACCUGCCAACAAAGCAUUAAACAAGUUGACAGUUAAAUGCAGGUUAUAAUGUUAUUUUCAGUGAGAUAAGAAGUUGUAGGAGGAAGUUGUUGUUCUGUCGUUGAAGUUCCUGCAAGAGAUAGUCUAGAAGUUGAUACCCUAGAGGAUUUAAUAGUAGCGAAUAAGCUUUAUGAAUAUUAUAACUUAAAAAAAUGACUUCAAGCUUCACUGAAGGAUCCAUUCCAUCACUCUAUAGGGAAACAUUUGAUGUAUGCUCCAAUAAUGGUGAUCCAAUACACAGAGAUGUAUAUGAGUGUCUGUUGAAACAUUGUAAUCUACAAAGCAGCCAAUUAAAACUAAUUUGGGAUAUUGCUGGUCCACCUCAAGGAUUAAUUUCUCGAAUAAGUUUAUAUAGAACUCUAGCACUAGUUGCUUGGGCCCAACAAGGCAAACUACUAUCGGAAAAGUUGUUUGAAAACUUUUCUGGUAAAGAAUAUCCAACUCCUUCCAUACCAGAUUUGCAAUCAGUGAAAAACUUAAAAUGUCAAAUACAUCUAAAAUCAAAUCCUUCUAUCUUGGGACUUUCAUAUACAGACAUAAUUCAGUUGGAUACUUUAACUGUAGAACUAGUACCAGAGAAGAAAGGUCUGUUUUUGAAGCAUUCUGAAUAUAUUGUAUCUUCAAGAAGGUUCAAUUCUAAAGUUACCAGGAGAUAUAAUGAUUUUGUCAGUUUGAAUGAACUAAUAGUCAACAGGUUUCCUUAUAGAAUGAUUCCCAGGCUACCACCAAAGAGGAUAGUUUCAGAUUCUCAAUUUCUUGAAGUCCGAAGAAGAGCACUACAAAGAUGGAUAACGUUGAUAUGUAGGCAUCCAACUAUCUGUCAUGAUGCUCUGAUUUCAUUUUUUCUAACUGAUCAAAGUGCAGAUUUCCUGAAUAGGAUCAAGGAAAUUUUCAGAAGAGCACCAGAUGAAUUUAUGACCUCUGAUAUUGCUGCUUCAGCAAAGAGUUUUCUUCCAUCGGAUAACACUGAAAUAACAAGUAGAGAACAAAUUAAAACGUUGAUCCAAGCAGUUGCUCAAUUGAAGUUUCUUGCUGAAGGGGCUAUAGAAAGAAAAAACAGUUAUGGAAAAGAUUCAGAAGAUUUAGCUGUUCUCAUGAAAACUUUAAAUUUAUUGCACAUUGAUAAAGCAUAUGUGAAGAAUUGGCCUACAAUGCAGAAGGGAUUUGAUGUGAUAUCGCAAGAAUUGCAUGCAGUGGCCAAUAAGUCUCAGCAGCAUGCAAGUGUUGAGCAAAUAACAGUAUCAGAAAGAUUUGGUCUUCUACUAGACGUUUUGGUUUCUCAUAAGGACCUUUGUGAGAGAUUAGAGAAAGGUUUAGUGAAUGAUCAUCAAGCAGCUCUCUCUAAGAUGCUGUCCCUGAAGAAAAGAAAGAUUCAAGGGGCUAUAAGAGGUGCUGAUACUGAAAGUGUAGAAAAACUGGAAGAGAAAAUGCUUGCACAAGAAAAUAUUAUUACGAAUGUGGAACUGAGAUCGGAAUUCAGUUUAUACUGCUUACAUAUGGAAACACAGCUGGUCUUUGUAUACGUGGAAACACUGUCUGCAAUUCUACACAGUUUAGUGGCUUUGAGCGUCAGAUCGCACACAGAGUUAGCUGAUAUCUGGAAGCGUGUGGAGACUCAGGUACAACAACUUUUACCCCAAGAAAACAGGAAAACUAAUGAAUCAACAUGACAGAAUGAAUCUCUUAUUAUAAUUUUUAUAUGUGUAAAGACUACUGGUGUGAUCUUAGAGUGUAUCGAAAUAAUAAUUACCACGAGGUAAUAAACUAUUUCAGUAAUGUAGAUACUUAUGUUUGGAAAGGCUAUAUCCAGCAGAUAGUGGAUGACUUGAGAAUGAACAAUGUCAGUGUGCUCUUAAAAUAUUUAACUCGAAAUAAUUCUUAGAUAUUCACUGGA
Molecule: messenger RNA, 1990 nt
Organism: Harmonia axyridis
Lineage: Eukaryota; Metazoa; Arthropoda; Insecta; Coleoptera; Coccinellidae
Product: sorting nexin-8-like
Exons: 9
Coding region: 249-1766 (505 amino acids)
Biological process (GO): retrograde transport, endosome to Golgi
Molecular function (GO): phosphatidylinositol binding
Source: RefSeq, a predicted model, not a curated record